Messenger RNA from Manihot esculenta (cassava), 1278 nucleotides. RefSeq lists its product as uncharacterized. The transcript is spliced from 2 exons. Bases 1 to 1278 code for a protein of 425 amino acids. Gene Ontology annotation, molecular function: nucleic acid binding; RNA-DNA hybrid ribonuclease activity. The record is from RefSeq and is a predicted model, not a curated record. NCBI's taxonomy places the organism in Eukaryota, Viridiplantae, Streptophyta, Magnoliopsida, Malpighiales, Euphorbiaceae.
AUGGUGAGCGGAAGAGGCAUUGAGCCCAGUCCAAAGAAGGUAGAAGCUAUCUUGAAAAUGCCUGAGCCGACCUGCGUGAGGGAUGUCCAAAGACUUACUGGAAGGGUAGUAGCGCUCAAUCGCUUCAUGUCGAGGUUGGCGGAAAGAUGCUUGUCGUUCUUCAAGAAGCUGAGAAAAGUUCCGAACUUCGAAUGGACCAAGGACUGUCGAGAAGCUUUCAAAGAGCUCAAAAGCUAUCUUAGCUCGCCACAUGUGCUCAGUAGUCCGUUGGAAGGAGAGGAGCUUCUGAUUUACUUGUCAGCCUCAGAACAAGUUGUAAGUGCUGUGUUGGUAAGAGUAGAAGGAGGAGAACAGAAGCCAGUGUUUUAUGUCAGCAAGGUGCUCAAAGAUGCCGAGAUCAGAUAUCUGAACAUCGAGAAAAUAGCUUAUGCUCUGUUGCUGGCAGUCAAAAAAUUCAGAGUUUACCUAGAAAGCCACCAGAGAGUAGUGAUGACAAAUCAGCCGCUGAAGAAGAUUCUCCACAGACCAGAAACUUCAGAUCGGAUGCUUGCCUGUGAGAAACAAAUAGAAUUGGAUGCGACAUCCUCAGAAGCAGUGCAAGGCAAGAGAGAGGGGCAGCCCCCACGAGAUUUCGGCUGGAAGUUGUAUGUGGAUGGAGCAUCCAGGACUGGGGACAGUGGUGCAGGAAUAAUGCUGAAGGGACCUAAGGGGUUUAAAAUAUGUUAUGCGCUGUGCUUGGAGUUCACCGCCUCUAACAAUGUAGCAGAAUAUGAAGCUCUAAUAAAUGGGAUGCUGAUCGCAAUGGAGGUAGGGGUGACCGACCUCGAGAUAAAUAGCGACUCUCAGCUAGUGAUUAACCAAAUAACGGGGGCAUAUCAGGCCAGAGACCCAACUAUGCAGAAUUACUUGACAAAAGCCAAGACCAUAGAAGCUGAGCUCAGAAGCCAGGGGAUCAUGAUAAAAUACCAGAGAAUACCUCGGGAACAGAACGAAGAGGCAGAUCAGCUCAGUCAAUUGUCCAGAGAAGAGUUGGAGCAGCUCCCCGAUGAGGUAUACAUACAGCAUGUCCACACUCCUGCCUUUCAAAAAAUAAAUACCGUGAUGAAAAUUGAAGUCGGGCAGAAUUGGAUGAUCCCGUACCUGGAAUAUUUGGAGAAAGGGAAGCUCCCUGAGGAUAAAGCCGAGGCAAAGAAGAUUGUGGCUCGGGCAGCUAAUUACCAAGCAGUGAGAGGGACCCUAUACAGAAGAGGGAAAUCUACCCAUGGCUUCGAUGCGUGA